AUACAAUAUAAUACAGUUACUGUUAUUAUUUGGUCGCUCAUACGUCCAAGUCUCGCGAUAGCAUACCUGAGUUUGAGCUGGCGGUCGGCGUUGUCACCUGAGGCUCGGGACUGGAGCAGGAGACCGGGGACGAGAGUAUACGUGAGGAUGUCUUUGAAUGAUGAGGGUUAUGUGGUUCGGAUCAGAGGACUACCCUGGUCCUGCACACAGGAGGAGGUGGCCAGUUUCUUUUCUGAUUGUGACAUCAUUGGUAAAGUAGACGGAGUGUGCUUCACCUACUCUAAAGAAGGCCGUCCCAGUGGAGAGGCAUUUAUUGAGCUGAAAACAGCAGAAGACUUUAAGAAUGCUCUUGUCAAGGAUCGUAAAUACAUGGGACAUCGAUACAUAGAAGUUUUCAAGUCAAACCGUAGUGAAAUGGAGUGGGUGCUGAAACGAAGUGGUCCUGCUGACUAUGACAGCUGCAGUGGUUGCAUGCUGAGACUUAGAGGCCUGCCCUUUGGCUGCAGCAAGGAGGAGAUUGUUCAGUUUUUCUCAGGGUUGAGAAUCGUGCCAAAUGGGAUUACUCUGCCAGUGGACUACCAGGGGAGGAGCACAGGGGAAGCCUUCGUGCAGUUUGCCUCAAAGGAGAUAGCAGAAAAGGCUCUGGGGAAACACAAGGAAAGAAUAGGGCACAGGUAUAUAGAGAUUUUUAAGAGCAGUCGCAAUGAGAUCAAGGCGUACUACGAGCUGCCUCGACGAGGGAUGGGAGCCCAGAGACCAGGACCGUACGACAGACCCAUGAUGACGACGGGACCCAGAGGAGGGUUUUUCGCACCGGGGAUUGGUCGUGGUGGGACUCUGAUGAACACCAUGAGGAGUAGAGGAGGUUACGGUGGAGGUUAUAGUGGCUUUGACAACUACAACGGUUUCAACAACUACUGCUUUGGAAACGGAAUGUUUGAUGAGCGAGUGAGAGGAGAGAGGGGAGGAAGAGGAAUGGGAGGCCACGCUUACAGCGGUCAAGUUGAUGCCGGCUCAGGCUUUCACAGCGGCCAUUUUGUUCACAUGAGGGGUCUGCCUUUCCGUGCCACAGAGGGAGACAUUGCUAAGUUUUUCUCUCCUUUGAAUCCACUGAGGGUUCACAUCGAUGUGGCUCCUAACGGCAAAUCAACCGGAGAGGCAGACGUGGAGUUUCGCGCCCAUGAAGAUGCUGUGGCGGCCAUGUCCAAAGACAAGAACCACAUGCAGCAUCGCUACAUUGAGCUGUUCCUCAACUCAACAUCAAGUGGAGCUUCAGAAAUGAGUCGUGGCGGCGGCGGUUACUACAGUAACUCAGGAGGAGGUGGAAGCUCGCGGAGCAGCGGACUGCGAGGUGGAUACUGAUGAUGUCGUCCCGCUCCUCCCGUCCGUCCACCCUGGUGUUUGUCUCAUUUCUCUUUAGGACACAUUUACUCCGGUUAUGUUUCUGAGCAGGAAAGCUGAUACAAAGUCACUCAUUUGUUACGUUGGAGCCGGUGUUGUAACUGUGGGCGUCGCAGUGUAUCGUCGCCCUUACGACUGACAAACCAAAAAAAUGACCUUAACGGGCCUUUCUUUCGCACACCAUUCCUUAAAGCAAAUGAAGAACAAAACAGCGUUUAACAACGCUUUAAAUGUUGGAGCUGUUGUCGGUGCUGAAUAUCGUCGGAGAGUCACUUGUUUUAUGUUUUAAUUUGGCUUCACCCUUAAUUAAUGUUGUUUAAUGUCUGGCAGAUGUUGGCAGAUGCAGGUCAUGAGUUUUGUCAGGACUGACCUUUUGUCACGUUUGAAUCCAAGCCAGUUCAUCAUAACACACGUUUGGCUUGAAUGAUGCAUCCGGGUGCCUGUUUUAGGAGAGGCAACCUCAAAAACAAGCAACUGUGAGUAAGAAGUAUUUUAUUUAAUUCCUCAGUUCUUGGGGUUUCGUUUUAGCCAAACAUUUAACCGACCAUCACAAGUUUAAACCUCAGCUUUCCUGCUUUGAAGGUUUUGAUGAAUGUGAGCUGUUGUGGGUUUUUUUAAAUGAAUGUUUUCACAGUUAAUUAUAGAGUUUAAAAACUAAAUUGAAUAUUAUAUUCCACUCUGUGAGAGUGGAAGUGGAAAUAAAGUAUAUAUUUGAGCUGUAAGAUAGCUUAUGCAGCUGUUGUACAUUUUGCCUAAUAAAUUUUAUAUUUAAUUCUC
This is a messenger RNA of Solea senegalensis (Senegalese sole), 2178 nucleotides long. RefSeq names its product heterogeneous nuclear ribonucleoprotein H3 (2H9) (gene hnrnph3). Gene Ontology annotation, biological process: regulation of RNA splicing. Gene Ontology annotation, molecular function: RNA binding. The coding region runs from base 148 to 1362 and encodes 404 amino acids. The transcript has 11 exons. The record is from RefSeq and is a predicted model, not a curated record. Lineage: Eukaryota; Metazoa; Chordata; Actinopteri; Pleuronectiformes; Soleidae. Gene Ontology annotation, cellular component: ribonucleoprotein complex; nucleoplasm.